Molecule: messenger RNA, 1516 nt
Organism: Vicia villosa (hairy vetch)
Lineage: Eukaryota; Viridiplantae; Streptophyta; Magnoliopsida; Fabales; Fabaceae
Exons: 3
Coding region: 448-849 (133 amino acids)
Source: RefSeq, a predicted model, not a curated record
AACCACUGUCGCGAUCCAAACUAAAAGAACCGCUCUACCAAAAACCAAACAAACUCUUCAAUAUUUCAAAACUCCUUCUUUCACAAGUGGAAAGCGCGAAACAACAACUACAACACCACUGCAAAAACCCUAGCAAGCGUAUUCAGAGACGCGAAGCACCGCACGCAGAGCCACCACUCAGCAACUCUCCACAACAACAACUGCCGCUCCGCCACCGGACCGCCCAGAAGCAGCCUCCGACCUGCAGAGACAAUCGCACCCGCUCAACAUCAACAUCACCAAAUCGUCAUUGCAUCCUCAUCAAUCAAACUGAACUGAAGUAACGCAUCUGCUUCAUCUUCGCAAAGUUCUUCGAUUAGAAGUGGAGGCGAGAGAGGAAAGGCAAAUCUGAAAAAAGGAAAAUCGAAGUGCUUAGCACCAGGAAAGCUUAUUGAUCAUCGGAAUAGCAUGUUUCACAGGAAAUCUACAUUUGUUCAGUCAUCACCGGCUACUACAGCACCGACUCCAUCAACAGUUCAGACUCCAUCGACGGCUCCGGCUCUAUCGCCGGCUCCGACUCCUUUGCCUGCACGGGCUGCACCGGUGUUGCGGACUGCACCGAUGUCGCGGGCUACAGCAAUGACGCGGGCUGCACCACUGUCGAAGUUCAGCAAGAGGAGGAGCAGUCCACACCUCAGGCCAAUCGAAGUUCAGCAAGAGGAGGAGAAGUCCACACCUCAGGCCACCCAUGAACUUCAGAGGGAUGUGCGCCGUGAUGAGUUAUUUUUAAAGACCCAUAAGAGGAAAAAUGGUGAAUGGGUUGAUCAUCGUGCUGAGGCUAAAAACAAUGUUUCUAGUAGUGUUAGGUGACGAACGUUAGACAACAAGAGAAGCUUAAGUAUCCUCCCCCUCCUUUGAGUACUAUUGAGCUUGAGAAACGGGCUUCACGAUACUUUUAGAUGAGCUCUGAGCACACAAUGAAGGUUAGUAAAUGUUGAUAAUCCAUUUAUUUCAUCGUUCGUGUUGUAGUUAUAACUUAUAAGUAAUGUGCAUUUAAGUCUACAACUUAUUCUGGAUGCUUUAUGUUGUUCAAAGUAGACUAAUUUCACAAUUUUGAAUAUAUAAAAUUAAGUAAUGCAUUUGUAGACGAUGCCAAAGAAAAAUUCCAAAAAAACUUAUGACUUAAUGAAUCCGUAACUACGUUUGCAUGCAAAUGUACCAUGCAAGAGGUGCAUUUUGUUCACCAGAUUUUCUAAUUGCUUUUAUGCCAUUGUAUUUAUUCAUUGGACAAUUGUUUUCUAUUUACCUUUUGUUCUGGUCUGGGCCGAGCAGGCCCAACCCUUGUUACCAGCCGAGCAGGCCCAAUCCCUUGGGCCCAAUUACUGGACAACAGAUAAGGGCUGCCCUUCGCGAAGACUCUGGCCGAGCAGGCCCAAACCUUUGGGCCCACUUACUGGAUAACCGUCAAGGAGUUAUCCACGCACGAAGACCACGCGUCACGUCUCAGCGAAGGAUUCGAUCAACCAUCUCCGAACCC